GCACCGCAGGCUGCAUCGCUGCGCGGGCCCUGUGGGAGGAUGAGGAAGUGAGCUGAGGGCUGAGCUGUACGUACCGUGUUAGAAAGCCUCUGGGCUGCAUCGCUGCUCCUGCCGGUGAUGCCAGGGCUCUGAGACAAGGCAGAGGAGCACAGCAAGCGUCCAGAGCUGGACUGCAGAAGGCCACCCUCACCCCAACGACACCACAAUGGGCAGCAAGUACCACUGGCAGAGUCAGAAUGUGAAGCAGAGCGGUGUGGAUGACAUGGUGCUGUUGUCCAAGAUCACAGAGGAUGCCAUUGUGGAGAAUCUGAAAAAGAGAUACAUGGAUGACUACAUCUUCACAUACAUUGGCCCUGUGCUCAUAUCAGUGAACCCUUUCAAGCAGAUGCCCUAUUUCACCGACAGAGAGAUUGAACUGUACCAGGGGGCGGCCCAGUAUGAAAACCCACCACACAUCUACGCGCUGACAGACAACAUGUAUAGGAAUAUGAUGAUAGAUGGCGAGAACCAGUGUGUCAUUAUCAGCGGGGAGAGCGGAGCUGGGAAGACAGUGGCUGCCAAGUACAUCAUGGGCUACAUCUCCAAAGUGUCUGGAGGGGGAUCGAAAGUACAGCAUGUAAAGGACAUCAUCCUGCAGUCCAACCCACUGCUGGAGGCCUUCGGGAAUGCCAAGACUGUCCGUAACAAUAACUCAAGCCGCUUUGGUAAAUACUUUGAGAUCCAAUUCAGUCGUGGAGGAGAACCAGAUGGGGGCAAGAUUUCAAACUUUCUACUUGAGAAGUCCAGGGUAGUGAGUCAGAAUGAGAAUGAGAGGAACUUCCACAUCUUCUAUCAGCUGUUGGAGGGAGCCUCUGCCCAACAGAAAGAAGCACUAGGGAUCAUGACCCCAGACUAUUUCUACUUCUUGAAUCAGUCUGGCACCUACAAAGUUGAUGGUACUAUAGACAGCAAGGACUUCCAGGAAACCAUGGAAGCCAUGCAUGUGAUUGGCAUUGCAGAGGCCGAUCAGACUCAGGUGUUACAGAUUGUGGCUGGAAUUUUGCACCUGGGCAACAUAAACUUUGUAGAGGCUGGGAAUUGUGGCCAGGUGGAGAGCACAGACUUGCUUGCCUUCCCGGCCUACUUGCUGGGCAUAAAUGCGAACCGUCUGCAGGAAAAGCUGACCAGCCGCAAGAUGGACUCCAAAUGGGGAGGGAAGUCCGAAUCCAUCAACGUGACGCUGAACAGGGAGCAGGCUUGCUACACCCGGGAUGCCCUUGCAAAGGCUCUCUAUGCACGCUUGUUUGAUUACCUGGUGGAGGCUAUUAACAAAGCCAUGCAGAAGCCAUAUGAAGAAUACAGCAUUGGAGUUCUAGAUAUCUAUGGGUUUGAAAUAUUCCAGAGGAACGGGUUCGAGCAGUUUUGUAUUAACUUUGUCAAUGAGAAGCUGCAGCAGAUCUUUAUCGAACUGACACUGAAAGCUGAACAGGAAGAGUAUGUACAAGAAGGCAUUAAGUGGACUCCCAUUGAGUACUUCAACAAUAAGGUGGUGUGUGACCUUAUAGAGAAUAAACUGAACCCACCAGGUAUCAUGAGCGUGUUGGAUGAUGUGUGUGCCACCAUGCAUGCUAAGGGUGAAGGGGCUGACGGCACACUGCUGCAGAAGCUGCAGGCAGCUGUGGGCACGCAUGAGCAUUUCAACAGCUGGAACUCAGGGUUUGUCGUCCACCAUUAUGCAGGCAAGGUAUCAUAUGACAUCAAUGGCUUCUGUGAGCGAAACCGUGAUGUCCUUUUUACGGACCUCAUUGAGCUGAUGCAAAGCAGUGAAUAUGAUUUCAUCUGCAGUCUCUUCCCCGAAAACCUAAACACUGAGAAGAAGGGACGACCCACCACUGCCAGCUCCAAGAUCAAGAAACAAGCCAAUGACCUGGUUAACACUCUGAUGAAGUGCACCCCGCACUAUAUCCGCUGCAUCAAGCCCAACGAGACCAAGAGGCCAAAGGACUGGGAAGAGAGCAGGGUGAGACACCAAGUGGAAUACCUGGGACUGCGGGAAAACAUCCGCGUAAGGAGGGCUGGAUUCGCCUACCGCCGUGUAUUCAAUAAAUUCCUGCAGAGGUAUGCAAUCCUGACAGCUGAGACAUGGCCAUACUGGCGUGGAGAGGAAAGGCAAGGUGUCCAGCACCUCCUGUGUUCUGUCAACAUGGAUACGGACCAGUACCAGAUGGGCCGCUCCAAAGUCUUUGUUAAGAACCCAGAAUCGCUCUUCUUACUGGAGGAGAUGAGAGAGCGGAAGUUUGACACAUUUGCCAGAACCAUCCAGAAGGCAUGGAGGAAGUACAUAGCUAGAAGGAAGUAUGAGCAAAUGAGAGAGGAGGCCUCGGACAUCCUGUACAACUACAAGGAGCGACGUAGAAACAGCAUCAACAGGAACUUCGUGGGAGAUUACCUGGGCAUGGAGGAGCGGCCUGAGCUUAGGCAGUUCCUGGCCAAGAGGGAGAGAGUUGACUUUGCUGAUUCAGUCAACAAGUUUGACCGCAGGUUUAAGUCAAUCAAAAGGGACCUGAUUCUGACACCCAAGGGGAUCUACUUGAUUGGUCGUGAGAAGGUGAAAAAGGGGCCCGAGAAGGGGCAGAUCAAGGAAGUACUCAAGCGAAAAAUGGAGAUUGGAAGCAUUCGCAGCAUAUCGCUCAGCACAAGGCAAGAUGACUUCUUCAUCUUGCAUGAGGCUCAGUAUGACAGUUUGCUGGAGUCCACCUUCAAAACAGAGUUCCUUAGCCUGUUAUGCAAGCGCUAUGAAGAGGUGACCAAAAGCAAGCUGUCACUCUCCUUCAGUGACCGACUGGAGUUCAAGGUGAAGAAGGAGGGCUGGGGUGGUGGCAGCUCUCGCAUCGUUGUCUUUCAGCGGGGACAGGGAGACCUAGCCCAGUUAAAGCCCGGAGGGAAGACACUCACUGUCAGCGUUGGAGAUGGUCUCCCUAAGACAUCCAAACCCACCAAAAAGAAUGUGCUUCAGAGCGGAGGAAGAAGAGCCCCGGCCCCAAGCAAAGGACACCAGAAUGGUAGGGCUCAGUUUUCCCAGAGAAAUGUCAGCCACCCACCGCAGAGGGAACAGACAUACUCCGCACCUCAGAAGAUGGGCCGGCCCCCAAGCUCUGGGCCCCCAAAAUUAGGGUCCUUAAAGACUCGACAGAAUCCCAGCCAAAUGCAGCCAAGAAACCUGGACUUCCUCAACGUGCCUGACCAGGGUGUGGCUGGAAUGCAAAGAAAAAAGAGUAUUAGUCAGGCACGUCCACCUCCUGCUCCCUCAAGUCGGCCCCAGCCUCAACCUCGUCCUCAGGGCCCCCGCUGCAGGGCCCUCUACCAAUACGUGGGCCAGGAUGUCGAUGAGUUAAGCUUCGAUGUCAAUGACAUAAUUGAUCUACUCAGGGAAGACCCAUCCGGCUGGUGGACAGGAAGGUUCCGAGGCAAGGAAGGCCUAUUUCCUGGGAACUAUGUGGAGAAGAUCUGACGAUACCGUACCACCUCACUGCCUGUAUUUCACAGGCUUCUGUGCACUGAAAAUACACAGUAUUGUCCUUACAUUCAAAUGAAAAUGCAAGAAACUAUGAGCAAAAACUUGAACCACAAAUUCAGGUAUUUCAUGUGCUAAAUUAAAAGAAAUACAAAAGAACUGUAAAUUGAUUACUUUUGCACUCACUGAGUUAGCUUUUUAAUGCACAUUUAAUGCAUGUUUACUUAUUAGAUAUAGGUUUUGAGAAAGGUUUCACAAAAGGGUUAAUUAACAUUUUUCCAGUGUGAUGAGAUCCCACUGAGUAGUUUGUGUGAAGCUCAGGAUUUAUAGUUGUCAUGGUGUUGUGCUCUAUACUUUGUUUUGGAGCACAUAUGCUGCAGGCAGACAGCUAUGAGAUACUCUACCACUGUCCUGCCGGAGAGCCAGGACACACCCAACUGUGUGCUCCUCAGCUGUGCUGUGUGUUAGGAUAAGUAUGUAGGGCCUUUUGUGAAGGGCCUGCCCUUCCAAGAUAUUGUACAUAAAUGCAAGAGUUUGUUUGAAACUGGGAGUGAUUAAUGGAAAUUUUACUUUUACAUCUUUGUUAACUUCUGUCUGUACUGAUUAGUGGUUUCUUUAAAUCAAACAGUGAUUUCUUGUAAUUGUUUCGUACUUUUUAAAAUGCAUUUUAAACCAUAGAAAUGGGAGCCUCAGAUAUACUGUAUAUAAACCAGACACCAGAUUUUGAAUAUUACACACUGAGCAGAAUGGCAUAUUUAAUGUGCAUUACAUGUAAUUCAAUAAAUUAUGUAAUGGCUUGAUUGUAUAAACAAAAGUGCAAGAGUGGAAUCAAAAAAAGGUAAACAAUAGUAUUUUGAAUCACUUAUUUUGAGAACUUGAUAAUAAAAUACACACACACAUGCACAUUUUCAGAACCGCUUGUCCCAGACGGGGUUGCGGGGAACC
Scleropages formosus (Asian bonytongue) is the source of this 4438-nucleotide messenger RNA. RefSeq names its product myosin IF (gene myo1f). Lineage: Eukaryota; Metazoa; Chordata; Actinopteri; Osteoglossiformes; Osteoglossidae. Gene Ontology annotation, molecular function: ATP binding; actin filament binding; microfilament motor activity. The record is from RefSeq and is a predicted model, not a curated record. Gene Ontology annotation, cellular component: cytoplasm; microvillus; myosin complex. The transcript is spliced from 28 exons. The coding region runs from base 206 to 3490 and encodes 1094 amino acids. Gene Ontology annotation, biological process: actin filament organization; endocytosis.